AGUGGCAGUCUAUUUUCUUAACCCGCAGUCCACCUACACGGCUGCCCUGCAUCCGUACAAUUCCACAACGACCAGAGCGCGCCCCCAACGAACUGACAGAACGAGCGAGCGAGCGAAGGAAAGAGCGAGAAAGAUGGCGCAGGUGUGGGCGGUGUCCCUGGCCGUGGCGUCGCUCGCCAUCGGCAUGCUCGGGGUGCUUGGAGUCUGGAUCUGCUACCUCUUCGACGCCGUGGCGCGGGGCUGCGCGCCCCCGACCCCGCCGCCGACGCCCCAGACGGCGUCGGAGGAGGCGGCCGACGACGACGCUGACGAUUUCAAGAACGGGCUCUCGGAGGCGGAGCUGAGGCGGCUCGGUGGGGUCGUCGUUGCAGAGUCAGGGGACGGCGAGGAGCAGGAGAAGGAGGCGCUCUGCCCUAUAUGCCUCGACGCCAUGGAGCCCGGCCGCGCCGUGCGCGUCCUCCCCGGCUGCAACAGCGCCUUCCACCAGGACUGCGUCGACCGGUGGCUUGCCAUCUCGCCGCGCUGCCCUGUCUGCAACGUUUGGGCCGCGCCUCCAUCUCCCGCUGCCUCGCCGCCGGCGCCCAAGACCGGUUGGGAUUCUUGAGGUGGGGCCGUGGGGGCGACGCGUCUUCUCUAGCACCUGGCGGGUCAGUUCUUGGUUCUUCACGAGUUCUUAGUUCGGUUCUGAUCAUUGAUCAAGAAGCGUUCUUGAUGAACUCUCGUCGGUUUCAUACUUCCGGGGAGCGAUUCUUGAUGAAAUCUUGGCGGCUACGUGAUACUGUGAAGUAUUCUUGGACGGGAUUGCAUGUACAUUGGCUCAAUCCUGUUCUUGCUCGAAAUCAAUAGGUUUUGCAGGUUUUGGCCUUGUUCUUGUAACAUAGCAUCAGCUUUCAACGGAUUUGGUCUUGCUGAUGAAUGAGCUGGAUAAAGAUGAUGUCAAAGCAUCAUUUUCGUUGUGGGGUUGCAUAUUGUGUCUUUGAUCUGUAAUUGGCAGAUGGAAUGCAUGUAGCUGUGCAUUUCUGCACCUUUGAUGUGGUUAAUAAUCAGAGGUGGCUUUUGAAUAUUCUGCAUCCUGAUGUGGUGUAUGUAGCACUGGGUUAAUGGCUCUUUGAGAUCGUCAGUUUUAUACUUCUAUUGCUGCUUCAGUUACAUUGUCAUUAAGUUUCUGAUCAUAUGUUUUUAAAGAUUAAAGCUGGUUCCCAACGUCCCUUUAAC
This is a messenger RNA of Phragmites australis (common reed), 1215 nucleotides long. RefSeq names its product RING-H2 finger protein ATL74-like. The record is from RefSeq and is a predicted model, not a curated record. The transcript has a single exon. NCBI's taxonomy places the organism in Eukaryota, Viridiplantae, Streptophyta, Magnoliopsida, Poales, Poaceae. Bases 134 to 604 code for a protein of 156 amino acids.